UUUAUUGUGUGUGAUUUUUGUUUGUUUCAUCUUCAUUUUAUUUGAUGUUCAACAAUGGUCAAUCGUAAACGUAAAGCAACAACAACAAUUGAUACUAAUGUAUCUACUAUUGUUGAUAAUAAUGAUAAUUCAGAAGCAAUAAAUAAUGAAUCUAUUGGUCGUAUAAAAUCGAAAAAUUCUAAAUCAAAAUCAUCAACAACAACAAUUGUUGAUAAUGGUGAUGAUCAUGAUGAUCAUCAUCAACCAUCGAAAUCAAAAUCAUCUAAACGUUCGACACGUAGAACAACACCAGCAUCUAAUCAAUCAACAUCAAACAACAGUAAUAAUAAUGUUGAUGAUGAUCAUGAUCAAAUUGAAUCACAAGUUGAUAAAUCUAAAAUUAAACGAACACGUGGUAAUCGAAAACAGGUAGAAUCGACUAUUGCAAGUAAUUCUGAUGAUAUUGCUUCAACUAGUACAAAUUUAGUCGAUAAUGUCAAGACUACGAAAAAAUCGGCAAAACCAACUAAAAAUGUUACAUUCGAUAUCGAUACCGUUAAUAUUGAAGAAGAUAAAACAAAACAAACAUUACGACGAAGUUCACGAACAACAACUAGAGCUUCAACAGCAGCCUCUUCAGCUGUGGCAAAAAUUUCAACAUCAUCAUCAUCAUCAUCGUCAUCUUCAACGACGGCAUCAAGAAAAAAAACAACGGCAACAAAAUCAGACACACCAAUAAAGCAAUCAGCACCAUCAUCAUCUCGAAGUCGUGCAAAAAAGCAAGACAAACCUGAAUCGAUCGAACCAAUCGAAAAUUCUCAGGAAGAUCAACAUGUAGAAAAAGAAUCAAUGGUUAAAUCGAAACGUUCGUCAAAAUCAUCAAAACAGUCCGAAACAAAAUUUAAGAAAACGACGACAACAACUCAAAAUGAGCAACAUGAAGAAACCAAAAAUGAACCUGAACCAACUGUUAUCAGUAAAAAACGUUCAACACGUGGCGUAAAAUCUAAGCCCGAAGUUGUUGAAAAUGUUGUGGAUAAUGAACCAAAAGAAGUGAAAGAAAGACCGCGAUCGACAAGAAAAACUGCUGCUGCUACUUCGGUAACUGAAUCGUCAUCUAAAUCUACAAAUAAACGAAGUACACAAAAACAGCGCAAUAAGACAGAAUUAGUCGAUGAAAUUCAAACCACUGAGCUUGAAAAUGUUGAAGAAGAGACUAAAACAGAGUCAUCAAAACGUAAAUCGGCUAGAAAUUUGACUAAAUCAAUGAAUCAAGCUGCGGUUGAAACGGAACCAGAACAAACAACGUCUGAACCGAAAAAAUCCGUAGCAGCAACAGCAAAAUCAAAACGACCAAGACGAGGAGCUGCCUCGACUGUUGUGGAAGAGGUAAUAAAAGAAUCUGAACCAGAAAUUCCAUCGUUAGUACAAGAUGAACCCGAUUUCAUACAACAGAUACCUGUAACAAAACCAGAGACAGAAAAUGAGAAAAAUAUUCCAAAUCAUUCUGAAUCUGAAGAACAAAUAUCAGCCAAUAAUAAUGUAGAAGAGAAAAAAAUUGCUGAAGUUGUUGAUAAAGUAAAUGAAAUUGUUGAUGUUAUAGAAUCAGAAACGAAUAUUUCUCAAUCAUUAUCAUCAUUAACAGCAGCAGCAACUACGGUCGCAAAAGAAGAUACUGAAAAAAUUGAUGAGAAAGUUAAUAAUGAAACAUGUUCGAAAGAAUCAAAAAUGCCAAAAAAUCAAGUAUCAUUCGAAAUAGUCGAUAUGGAUGAUAAUGAAGAGAUAGAACCAGAUACGCAUGUAAUCGCUAUUGACCAUGAACAAAUGAUCAUAGAUGAUGGAUCACGAUCAUCGAUGCCAUCAUCAAUUGAAUCGAAAGAUAAACAAUCUGAUUUAGAUUUGGAUUCUACUAUUAUUGUCAUUGAAGAUUCUCAAUCUAGUGAUGGUUCCCUGCUACAACCGUCUAUCGUUUCAAAGUCGAUUGUGAAGCAAGAAACAAACGCACAAUCACCAAUUGAAAAUGAACCAAAAACGGAUAUGAAGGAAUUUCAGCCAAUCACCGUUUCUAAUGACCAAACAAAAAUUGAGGUUGAUAUUAAGCAAUCAAUUUCGGUUGUAAAUGAAGCUGAAUCAUUAGCUACCAAUUCAAAUGGUCAAUCAAUGGUUAUUGAAGAUGAUAAUGAUGAACGAGGUUCAAAACGUAAAGUACCUGAUUCAUUUACAAUUUCAAGUGAAGAUACUAUGCAAUCACCUGUAGCGAAAAAGGCAAGAUUCGAAUUGCCUGACCAUGGUGAUCUAUUCACAAUGGGUGAUCAAAUAUCGAAAGAAUUAGGGCCACGUGAAAUAUAUUUUCAUGGACGUAAAACAUUACGAUCACAGCCAGCAAAAGUUCGUAUCGGUUCAUAUAAAAUCAAACAAGUUGCAAUGGGGGCUUUACAUACAUUAGCGUUGACCGUCAAUGGUCAGAUUUUAUCAUUUGGUUGUAAUGAUGAUUAUGUUCUUGGUCGAUUUAUUACUCGUGAAGAAUAUACGAAUAAUCUUAUCACUAAUGGUGGUGAUGAUGAUCUGGAUGAAUUAGAUGUUGAUGAUGAUGAAUUUGAAGAGAAACUUUCUGGACGUCCAUUACCGGUGAAAGAAUUGCGAUCAAAAACAGUUGUAAAAGUAUCGGCUGGUGAUAUGCAUUCGGCAGCAUUAUGUGAUGAUGGCAAAGUUUAUGUUUGGGGAAAUUUCAAAGAUGAUUCGGAUAAAGUUGGUCUAUUUGUUGAUUGCGAAAAAUCUCCAAAUUGUUCGGACUAUUUACCUGUAAUUUUACCGAAACAAGUCGAAAUUGAUAUGAAAAUUAUUGAUAUUGCAUCUGGAUCUCAUCAUAUCCUAAUGCUAACGGAGGAAGGAAAUGUAUUCACAUUUGGUGAUGGUUCUAAAGGACAAUUAGGACGUAUUGUAUCGACCGAGCUUAAUUCAAUCAAAACAAAUCGUGAUCUAUUUUUACGACCGCAAAUGGUAUCGAUACCUGAACAGGCAAAAAUUGAACAUGUUUUUGCAUCACAAUGGAAUUCAUUUGCCUUAUCCACCGACGGUAAUCUUUAUGGCUGGGGUCUUAAUAAUUAUUUUCAACUUGGUUUGAAAAAUGAUUUCAUAUCACAAGCAAAUAGCUUAAAUUCCGAUUCAUUAUUUACAUUGAUACCGACACGAAUACCGUUAUCGUUUAAAUGUAAACAAGUAUCUAAUGGCCAACAACAUUCAUUAGCAUUGGAUAAUGAUGGCAAUGUUUAUGCCUGUGGUUCAGCAUUAUAUGGAAAAUUAGGUCUUGGUGAAGAUUUUAUUCGACAAUGUAAUAAUGAUAAAAGUAUUAGUGAUUUUAAACAAAUUCCAUCAACCAUUUUCAAUAAGGAACGUGUAAUCAAAGUUGAUUGUGGUGAUUUUUGUUCAAUGGCCAUUACAGAAACUGGAAAAUUAUAUUGUUGGGGACAAGGUGGCCUACAGAUUGGUACAUCGGCUGAUGAAGAUCUAUUUGAACCAAGACAAAUAAAAAAUGGCCCUUAUGAUGAAUGUACACGUUUUAUAUCGAUUUCAACGGGUGCACAAAUGGCAGCAAUGAUUGGUACGAUUAUCAAUGAUGAUGAUAAUGAUAAUGAUUUACAAAUGGAUUAGAAAUAAUUUUUUUCACUUUCAUAUAUUCAUUGUGAUUCAAUUUCUUUCUAAUUGAUUUAUUCUUUUCUUUGUUUUUUUUUGAUGAUCACAUCUAAUAUAUCAAACAAACAAAACAAAUUGAUUUGAUGACAUUAUAUUUGAUUUGUUUGUUUACCAUAAAAUAUAUACAACAACCAACAUUUACCCAAAAUAUAAUAUGCAUAUUCAUCAAUUAU
Molecule: messenger RNA, 3845 nt
Organism: Dermatophagoides pteronyssinus (European house dust mite)
Lineage: Eukaryota; Metazoa; Arthropoda; Arachnida; Sarcoptiformes; Pyroglyphidae
Source: RefSeq, a predicted model, not a curated record